GCCCUCCCCCAAAGCCGCGUGCAGCUGCUAAGGAGGGUGGCGCAUGCGUACCCUGUCACUUCCAAGGGGAAUAAAAUAGCAAAAAAAGACAGAACCUGGCAGCUAAGCGAAUUGCAGUUCACAGAGCACGUCAGAGGCAGUUGUUACAUUUGUCUGUUGUGAAUGUCAAGAGCAGUAGUGUGUUGGAAAGGUCUUUAAAUUGUGGAUGAGAAUUGUUUACUACAGCUAAACGAUUGCAUAUUAGAGUAGCACGGAAAAGAUCGAGCCGAAUAAAUUCCAGCGGAGGUUAAAAGAUCAAGGUGUUGCUAUUAAAUAAGAGUGUUGUAUAUGAGAGUGGUUGACACUUUGAAGCAUGACAACGAUAGAUACCAACAACAAUACAGGAGGUGUGAUCACUUACAUUGGACUGAAUGGAUCGUCUCCCAGCAGAACAAGCCCAGUCUCGUUGUACAGUGAAAAUUCCAACUGUAGCUUGCAGUCUGCAUCACAGUUGUACUCCGUUUCCUUGCCACCCUCACCAAAUGGCUCACUUUCACAGGAAUGCCGAAGUUAUGGCAGUGGUUCCGGAUCAGGAGAAGAUUGCUUCUCGUCUUCCAGCAGCUCUGGAGGCUCACCAGUCAACUUGCAGAUAUCUGAUGAAGGGAACAGAGUGUCUCCAAGCAAGAGCAACAGCAUUACAAAGCUAAAUGGAAUGAUCCUGUUGUGCAAAGUUUGCGGAGAUGUUGCAUCUGGCUUUCAUUAUGGGGUUCAUGCCUGUGAAGGAUGCAAGGGUUUUUUUCGGAGAAGCAUCCAGCAGAAUAUUCAGUACAAAAAGUGCCUAAAGAACGAGAACUGUUCCAUUAUGCGAAUUAACAGAAACCGGUGCCAACAAUGUCGCUUCAAAAAAUGCCUUUCUGUUGGCAUGUCCAGAGAUGCUGUCCGUUUUGGCCGGAUUCCAAAGCGAGAGAAGCAGCGGAUGUUGGCAGAGAUGCAGAGUGCUAUGAACAACAUGGCUAACAACCAACUCAACAGUCAGCUGAAUGGAGAGGCUGUUCCUCCACUUUCAGGACAGCAGUCACUCCAGACCCGCAUGCCUUCCCGAUCAGAGCAACCUCUACAGCAUUCCCCACAGCCGCCUUCUCCUCAGCAGCAGUAUCAGUAUUGUCCUAUGCCAGUUACCCCACCUCCCUAUACAAAUCCAGACUUUCAGAUGGAGGAAGUGAUCACCUCAAUAGCCAGGGCUCACAAAGAGACCUUUAUCUAUGCUCAUGAGAAGUUGGCAAAUAGAUCAAAUCAUGCACUGGUCACUUGUGCUGAAGUGGACAAUUGGGAAAAUGGCCAUUAUGGCAGUGGUUAUCUUGUGAAUGGGAUUGAAGCCAUGUGUUACCAUGACAGCAAUGUGAAUUAUAAAAAUGGUACUUGUGGGAUGAAAGUAGGUCGCCAUCAGGCCUUUCAGAGUGGACAGACCAAUGGAUUCAAUACAGAUUGUCACCAGAACACAAGUAAUGGACAUAGGAUGUGCCCCAGUAAUACGUAUAAUCUGAGCCAGACUGUUGAAGAUUCCAAUAAUGGCUGUCCUUGGAAAAGCACCCGUGAUGUGCUUCUGGCCUGUCCUAUGAAUAUGAAUCCUCAUGCAGGAAGUGGCAGAACGGCACAGGAAAUUUGGGAGGAUUUCUCACUGAGUUUCACUCCUGCAGUUCGAGAAGUGGUGGAAUUCGCUAAACAUAUUCCUGGAUUCCGAGACCUAUGCCAGCAUGACCAAGUUACGUUGCUCAAGGCAGGAACUUUUGAGGUUCUUAUGGUGCGGUUUGCUUCAUUGUUCAAUGUGAAAGAACAGACUGUGAAGUUUAUCAGUGGGACAAAGUACAGUUUGGAAGAAUUGCGGCAGAUGGGCAUGGGCGAUCUCCUGAACUCCAUGUUUGACUUUAGUGAGAAGCUUAACAACCUGAGCUUGACAGAGGAAGAACUGGCACUGUUUACUGCAGUCGUGCUGGUUUCUGCAGAUCGCUCCAGCAUCAAAAAUGUUGACUCUGUGGAACAGCUUCAGGAGACAUUGAUACGCGCUUUGCGAGCACUUAUCAUGAAGAACCAUCCAAAUGAAACCUCACGUUUUACCAAACUGUUAUUGAAGCUGCCUGACCUUCGCACUUUAAAUAACUUGCAUUCAGAAAAACUUCUGUCCUUCAGAAUAGAUGCUUGAAGCAUCUUUUAAAGACAGUGCUAUUUGAAGAGCCACUACAGACUUGUCUAUUUAUGUUCUAAUGAAUGGAAUGUUCCAGUGUGAAACACAUGUAUUAUAUUGUAAAUAUGUAUGCAUAUGUGUAUAUGUAUAUAUUGAAUCUGAAUAAGAAAUCCUAAAGAACAUGAUAUUGUAUGAUGCAAUAUAUUUAAAAAUGUAAAUAAAUAAUGGUCCUCCUGUAAUUAUUUUCUCUUAAAA
This is a messenger RNA of Protopterus annectens (West African lungfish), 2416 nucleotides long. RefSeq names its product nuclear receptor subfamily 1 group D member 1 (gene NR1D1). Gene Ontology annotation, biological process: hormone-mediated signaling pathway; cell differentiation; negative regulation of transcription by RNA polymerase II. Lineage: Eukaryota; Metazoa; Chordata; Ceratodontiformes; Protopteridae. The record is from RefSeq and is a predicted model, not a curated record. The transcript is spliced from 8 exons. Gene Ontology annotation, molecular function: nuclear receptor activity; zinc ion binding; RNA polymerase II cis-regulatory region sequence-specific DNA binding. The coding region runs from base 353 to 2179 and encodes 608 amino acids.